Messenger RNA from Linum tenue, 821 nucleotides. NCBI's taxonomy places the organism in Eukaryota, Viridiplantae, Streptophyta, Magnoliopsida, Malpighiales, Linaceae. The record is from the annotation of a GenBank genome assembly.
UGAUUAUCCAUGCCUUGCGGGGCUUGGGUCCAGAAUAUCGUGAGUUUGCAGCUGCAGUUCGUGCUCAAGAAUCCCCUAUCACGUUCGCUGAUCUUCAUGAUCGUCUUAUUGAACUCGAAGCUGACCUCCGCACCUAUCAGCCCAUGCCCUCUAUGGAUUCUCCCGUGGCUACGGCUUAUCUCUCUCAUCGUGGCAGCUCACGUUCUCCAAGCUUCCGUCCGAGUCAUUUCUCUCGUCCGCAGCGCCCUCCUAGUACAGGUCGUGGUCUUCUUCCUUCACCACCUGCUGGGCCUUCUUUUCCUGUUGCUCGUCGUCCCCGAUUCACAGUUGUCUGCCAAUACUGUGACAAGACCGGGCAUUCGGCAAAAACCUGCUUCAAGCUCAAUCCUCGUUCAUCUCAAGUCAACUUUACUACUGCUACGGGACCUCCUCGUCCCUCGUCCUCUUCUGAAGUUCCAUGGCUUGUUGACUCAGCUGCCACUCAUCACGUGACUCCGGAUCUUGGCACCCUAUCUCUUUACUCCGACUAUACUGGGCCUGACGAGGUUUUGGUUGGCGACGGAACAGGAUCUACGCACCGGAGCACGCCUUCUUCGAGGCCGGAAUAAAGGAGAUGUCUACGAGCUGCCGCGGGCCAACCACAAACUUAAACUUGCUCUUGUUUCCACCCAUCCUUCCCUAUCUUCCUGGCACUCCCGCCUCGGUCAUCCAUCCUCGAAAGUUCUCAAUCAACUUGUUCGUCAUCUUCCUGUUUCGUCCCAGUCUUCCUUUGACUUCUGUGAUGCUUGUCUGUCUAAUAAGGCUCAUAAACUGCCAUUUUC